Strongylocentrotus purpuratus (purple sea urchin) is the source of this 3664-nucleotide messenger RNA. RefSeq lists its product as uncharacterized. The transcript has 2 exons. Lineage: Eukaryota; Metazoa; Echinodermata; Echinoidea; Camarodonta; Strongylocentrotidae. The coding region runs from base 106 to 1044 and encodes 312 amino acids. The record is from RefSeq and is a predicted model, not a curated record.
CCACGGAGGCGCUCUCUUGCUACUCCUACUCAUUCAUUUUCAAAACCACCGUGGACAGGAAACAAGAGAACAUCAGCUGCCAGUGCUCUACAGUCCAAUCGACAGAUGCUCGAAGCUUUGAUGAAGGAGCGAUCGAAAGCCGUCGCCAACUUGAGUAUCCCGUCACCAUCAUCAAUGAAGUCGAGGCAAAACAGUCCGAGAAUGUCGCCCGCAUCUAUCAGAGCCAAUCAUAGUCUAGCUCGACCAUCGUUAUCCAGGAGAUCAUCGAUUACCUCUGAAACUGAGUCAGAUGCUUCGCAACCCGACACAUUUGAGACAAUAAGUUUGUUAAAAGACGAUGAAGAAGCAGCCCGCCUGGAUGCAAUGGUACGACAUGUUAUCGACAUGGGAUCGUCGCCACCAGCUGACGUCAGGGAAUCUUCUUCUUCUCCAAGACAUCUGACAUCAUCCAAUCUUCGUUUGGUUGGUGGACAUCCUGUCUUUAAGCGGCGCGGCUCAUGCUCAUUAGAUUCAGGUAGUAGUAUUUCACUCUCUGAUACAGCCUCCGUCACAUCCGAGCAGGAGUCAACGUCAUCGACCACCAACCAAACUGAAGAUGAGUCACGGAGAAUGUCAAGAUUGCGGAUUCGAAGGGGCACUAUUUGCAUGGGGUCGUUGAGUGCGAUGAUGGCCUCGGCACAGGGAGAAAGCAUUAUACGGUCAUCAUCAUCCAGUCCAUGCCCCUUCCAAAACUUGAAACAACGUUCAAAUGUUGACAUUGAAGAGGAAGUAGAAGAAGAGAUCCAGGAAAAAUUCAUGCAAAGAAAGAGUCAGCUUUUGAUGCAAGCAGCACAGGAAAGCGUUCAUAUGCCACCAGCUGGAAGGAACACUAAAGCCCGGGCAAUCGCAAAGACAACCAACGCCAGAUUGCAGAAAACCAUGGGCAAUCUUACGAUGGAAAGAACAACAGCCGAACUGCUAACCAUGACAGCAGCGAUGAAUGCCGCAGAAAGGAGAAGGGACUUUGGUGGUAUUCAAAAAUCAAAAUCAUUGGACUGUGAAUGAACUCAUUGAAGAAUAAAACCAUAUGCAAUUCAUAUUUAAAAACUGAUAACUAGAUCAACAUGGAAUUUAUUAAUCUACAUUUUCAUUUCUUAUAAUGAUCUUUUUCAACGAGGAAUCGCAUUUUUGUCAGCAAUUUGAUCAACCAUGGAGAAAAAAACAUGGUGUUUUAGUGGUAGAGCAGCGGGCUUGAGGUCCCAGCAGGUCCCGGGCUUGAAACCAAUUCGGUGCGCUAGUGCCCUGUGGUAAGGCAUUAAUCCUAAUUACCAAGUUCCUCGGAGAGGACGUAAAACCGUCGGUCCAGUGGUUGCUUACUUACAAGCAUACACAUGCUUUCUUAGCAGUACGGUAACCCCCCCAAAAAUCAAACAAACAAUUUAUAUUAUUGAUCUAUCUGACGAACAGACUUGUGAACAUUGAAUCGUUCUUAUAAAAUUGUGUAAUAAUUGUAAUUAUAAACUUGUAAAAUUUUGCUCUUGUCAUCAGAAACUUUCGGUUAUCAUAAAAACUGAUUUUAUUGAUGAUUUAGCAUGUAUUGGACGGAGACCUGUAAAGUAAGGAUUAUAGUUUCCACAAUAAACUGAAAUCAUACUAGAAGGGACUAGUAUAUUGUUUGCAAACAUUCAUUUAUUGCAUACGUAGACUCAAUCUUUACCUUGAUGUUCACAGAAUAGACUGGCUCUGUAUCGCUUUCUAUCUGUUUGUCUAUAGUGUUGUUCAGACGGAGGCAAUUUACCCCAGGGUAAAUGUCGUGUUAAGAGCUAGUCGGGGUAAUGGUGAAGUAGGCAUAGGUGUUAAGGUCGGAGUAGUGACCGUCUAAACGAUAGUCGUGUAAGCUAAGCCUACCUUUACCCCGACCUAUUUACUCCUGGAUUUAUCCAAGAGUAACUAUGUCUUACUAACACGACUAGAGGGUAGCGUAAGUUGACCGCGUGGAUGCUCUCACUUACACUCGGGAGUAUCUGUGACCUUUCACGAGGGUUGUUUGUUACAAUAGAAAAUGAAAAUUAAAUUUCGCACGGUUUAGAUGCGGAAGGUGGGUUGAGGUCGACUAGUGCGGGCGCCAUCACUUCCGUAGUAAGUUACGCUGGUCGGUGGAAGUUCGUCUUGAUAGAACUUUUUUUUUAUCUCAACUGAGCGAUAUGCGGAUAAGAAACAGUUGGAGGUCUGAUCGUAAAACAAGGGGUGAGCCUUUGCUAGGCUCAUGGACACAGUCUUAACCAGCCAUCCGCAAAAACCUCACUCGGGUAGAUUACCAUAACAACCGCAACUCCCUCAUCGUGAUCAGCUGGCGCGCACUAUUGUGUGCGUUAGCGCGGGAAAUUUUUCCCGGUAAUUCAGAAUCGGGAGCGCAAUUUAGUCAUGCACGCUAUAAUUUCGCUGUAAUAAAAUGGUAUUAGUAUCGUUCGAUAUAUAUAUACUCUAUUAUCUAUUAGAAUCUAUUAUCUUCAAUCCGACUUCGAACUUAAUCAGUGUUGAACAUGGAUUUGCGGUGGAUAGCCAUUACUAUUGAUUGCGUUUCGUGCAAUUCACAGCAUGCAUUUAAGCAACCGAUGUUUACAUUUUUCACGGUCCUGACGUCAUCUACCCGGGAAAGUUCCGCGAGCGUCUUAUGCAUGGAUUACAUUUGCUCGGGCGCCGUACGAUAAAUUGGUCUAAGAUUUUCCGUGCGAUUUUUAGGGCAUCGUAGGAGGCUACGGGCUACGAUGUUUGUGUUUACAUUAUCUUCGAGCAUCGUGCCAUUUCUUGUAUUGACCCUCGAGGGGCAGGCCGGGGCUAAUCCGUACAGAGGCUGCUUGGAAAUUGAACGAAAAUCAGGCAAAUGCAGUGCAGUAGCCGUGCAGUCUCCGCAGCCUCCGCACGGAAAUCGUACGAAGCCCGUGUAGCUUCCGUGCAGAGGUUUGGCGAGAAGGCGCGGUGACCGUGCAGCCGCCGUGCCGUCUUUGAGCGUUUUUUUCCCCCAUGUUCACCAAAAAAAUCGUGCGUUUGCUGCACGAUCAGCGGGAGGCCUCCACGAGAUGCCCGUGGGGGGGGGGGGGGUCGUGCAAUGCAACAUACGACAUGUCUCCAGGCUACGGGCUUACGAUUUUUUUCGAAUUUCUAUAAAUUCCCGCGAAACAAAAUCGUAGAGGUCGCGGAGCCCGUGAAUCCGUACGAAUAUCUCACGGCCACCUCCUGCCUCCACACGGAGGCCGCACGGAAAAGGGGGUACGGGCAGGAUACGGGCUCCGUAGACUAAUCCCAGGCCAAAUGUAAUCCAGGCAUUAACUCGCCGUUUGUCAGGAUGUCGUCCGGAUGUUGCCGCGAUCUCACCCUGCAUGGUGAUUGAUUGAGGGGUAGCCAAUCCUCAAUGAAACAUAUUUGUUUACAUACUAUUCCACGAAUUUUCCGAACUUGGUUAGUUUUCUUCAUUGAUUUGGCACUGUAUAUAUAAACUUAUCGUGGAAAUCGGUUGUUUUUAAUUGAUACACAUUGCAGUGAUUUAUUCUUUUACAUGUAGAAUGACAGUUCCUCUGUUUAUGCUUAUGAAAGUGCAAACUUUUUCUGUACUUCUUCAGGAUAUGAUGUAAUUGAUAUCAUUCUGAUUGUAUAAUUGAAUAAAAAUCUUUCGUGUGAAGUUUAA